This is a messenger RNA of Purpureocillium takamizusanense, 691 nucleotides long. RefSeq lists its product as uncharacterized. Lineage: Eukaryota; Fungi; Ascomycota; Sordariomycetes; Hypocreales; Ophiocordycipitaceae. The record is from RefSeq and is a predicted model, not a curated record. Gene Ontology annotation, molecular function: actin binding; Arp2/3 complex binding. Bases 71 to 436 code for a protein of 121 amino acids. Gene Ontology annotation, cellular component: actin cortical patch. Gene Ontology annotation, biological process: negative regulation of Arp2/3 complex-mediated actin nucleation; actin filament debranching. The transcript is spliced from 2 exons.
CCAGGAGCCCCAGGCAGUCAUAUGUACGUGCGCGCCAUGCAAGUGACAACCCUGUGCCUUGGCCGCGCCUAUGCUUUCGGAGCUGACAUGCGCUGGAUCGAUCGGCCUGGCAGACAUGAUCGAUAAGAACACCCACGAGAUACGACAAGAUGAAGACAAGACAGUGUACAGGUCCCUUGAGGAGCUCGGCGACGACUUGCCGGAUCACACACCACGAUACGUGCUGAUGAGCUAUCCCCUGACGCUGCCCGACGGUCGAAUGUCCGCGCCAUACGUGAUGCUAUACUAUCUGCCCAUUACAUGCAACGCCGAGAUGCGCAUGCUGUAUGCUGGUGCCAAGGAACUGAUGCGAAAUACGAGCGAGGUCGGCCGAGUCAUCGACAUAGAGUCGGUAGAGGACCUAGAGGAAAUUCCGGAGAAGCUUAGAUCCGGAUAAUGCAAAGCACGCAGCACGAUGUCAUGUCCACGGGGUCCUACGCAGGAACGGGGUUGGGAGUAAGGGAAAGGUAUCGUGGCGUAAAUCAUGUCUAUGCUAUCUUCAUUCGUCUGGCAACACGUCUUGGGUAUUCAGCCCCAGCUGGUCAGCCACCCCCUUAACGACCUCCUUGAACGCUAGGCAGGCUGGGCUGUCUGGGAACGAGUCGAAGUAGCUCUCCCCGUAGUCGCAUGCCAUCCGGAUGCGCGGGUCCAA